AUGAGCAGGGGACAGGGCGGCGUUGAGGGGGGCCUGUCCACUCAGCGCCAGCCGUCGAUUACCGCUAAGCCGUGCUGUAAUUACAGAACACUUGCAGCCGCGUCUGUGCACCCGCCCCUAGCCUGUCUGGGAAUGGUGGGCCUGCGCUCCCGACGUGCCAAGUGGGCGAAAAUCUCUGGAGUGGCGUGGCUAUCUCGGAUGAGGAAUGGCGCCAUUGUGGGGGAUCUGAGAGUCACCACAAGCGAAAGGUCCCACACCCCAAGAAGGUACAGUACCGGGAGGUUGUUGGUUGAUUUGAAGCCUAAAGUCGAUCAGCCAACUUGGGUCAUCAUCCUCGACGUUAAAACCCUCGCAGAUCAAAUCACUCUAAUGGCCCAUCAGCCUGGCGUCAUCACUUCCUUGUCGUGGAAGACAAAUUUCUCUCCCAUCCUGAACCCUCAGGGAGGUUGCAACGAAGACAACCGAUCUCAAAGGGGAGACAAACACCUGCUUGCAGGAUGGUAUUGGCAUUGCGGCCUGUCUGGCUUCGUCGCCCGUCUGAAGGGAGGCCUGAGGGUCUUUCUCGAUCAUUCCCUUUCUGUCCACUGUAUCCGCCCAUUAUCAUUCAUUGAAAUUUGA
Messenger RNA from Coccidioides immitis RS, 618 nucleotides. RefSeq lists its product as uncharacterized. The transcript has 3 exons. The record is from RefSeq and is a predicted model, not a curated record. Lineage: Eukaryota; Fungi; Ascomycota; Eurotiomycetes; Onygenales; Onygenaceae. The coding region runs from base 1 to 618 and encodes 205 amino acids.